AUGGAAUUAAAAGUUAUAGAUAGAUGUCCUUAUGAACCAAACCACAAGAUACCAGCUAGCAGGUUACAGUACCACCUGGCAUCAUGCAAAACGAAAAAUCUAAAGAUCGCUAAAAAGAUGGCUAGCUGCAAAUAUAAUGCUUGCCAUGUGGUUCCAAUCAAAAGGGUCAAGGAACACGAGGCCAACUGCGCCAGCAGAAGUGCCAUGGAUGAUGAGCCACUUAAUCUAAAGAUUAUUUGUCCAAGUUUGGAAGCAAAUGAAAACUUUCCUAAUGCUGGUGAUCAGAUUCCUGACCCCGAUGUCGGGAAUGUAGAUCACAUGCAUCAUUCUCCUUCAUUUGUUCUUGAGGGUUUUGUUUCAAAAAUUCUGGUUUGUGAAAGUGACUCAAGACAAUUCCAAGAGGCUAUGGUUGAUAAACAUCCUAACAACUAUAAAUUCUGGGGAGAAGGUCAAAAAAAUUGAUGGAGGAAAUUGAAGUAAAGCACCAACA
Molecule: messenger RNA, 490 nt
Organism: Nannospalax galili (Upper Galilee mountains blind mole rat)
Lineage: Eukaryota; Metazoa; Chordata; Mammalia; Rodentia; Spalacidae
Gene: Gtsf1l
Product: gametocyte specific factor 1 like
Exons: 6
Coding region: 1-462 (153 amino acids)
Source: RefSeq, a predicted model, not a curated record